Molecule: messenger RNA, 1209 nt
Organism: Podarcis muralis (Common wall lizard)
Lineage: Eukaryota; Metazoa; Chordata; Lepidosauria; Squamata; Lacertidae
Source: RefSeq, a predicted model, not a curated record
AUGAGGCAGGAGAUGGGCUUGAGCACUAUCUGCGACGAGCUGCCCCAAGCUCCCGCGGACAACACGAGCGCUCGUGGCCUGAUGUGGCCCUCGGAACAGCUGACGACGCGCAGCCUGGCACGGGUCCUGCACCCUCCCGCCUCGGAGUCUGACCCACAGCCCCACCCAUGGAUGAGAAAUAUUACCAGGUGUCCCUGUUUCCUUCCUGCAAUCGUACGGUUCCAGGUCCCCAAGGAAGAGGAUACCUCCCAGCUUUCUCAGAAGACGAGGGGCACCCGUCGGUCUACCUGGGCACCCUGGAAAGCAAAGGUCCUCCGAUCCCAUGCUAAGAAGCUGAAGAGGACGCUGGGAGACUGGCCCCGCCCACCUCUUAAUUACUGCAUCCUCAUCAGCCUUGCCCUGAGCAGCAGUGUGAGCAGCAGUCUGACAGUGCAGGAGAUCUACCAGUUCAUAAGGAAGCACUUCCCCUUCUUCCGCACAGCUCCAGAAGGCUGGAAGAACACCAUCCGGCACAACCUGUGCUUCAGCAGCAGCUUUGAGAAGACGGCCGCCUUCGUGUGCCUUGAUGGGAACCGCAAGUCCCGCAUGUGGAAGUUGACCACAGAGGGAUGGCGCAAGUUUCGGGCGGAAACGCAAGAGCUGCCAGAGGACUUGGUGAGGCUGAUGCGUCAGAGCAUGGACAAGCCAGAACUGAUGAGGUCUCUCUUUGGCCUCGGAUCCUCACUAAACCUGGACGGCAUGGAGGAAACCCCACUGCAGCAGAGUGCGCAUUCUCCAGUACUUUUAAAAGACUCUGCUACUUGUUGAAAGGAACAGCUGUUCUAAGAGAGCCCGGCUUGUGGCUUCCUUCCUUCUGAAGAUACUAUUUGGGGUGGAAGAAACCCCAAAUCAGCAGAUGGAGAGGCAGCUUCCUAUGAGAGUAGACCCCCUCAAAAAAACCCAAAACCAAAAAACACCUGUACAGUGUUUUUUGAUUGCAGCAGGGGAGGUGUCGUGUUUUGUGAUGGGAGUAGACUGUUGAAAGGCACUGUGGAAGAGAAUGCAUAAACCUGAGUGCUUGAACUUUAUUUAUUUAUUUAGUCAUUCAUUCGUUAUUGAAAAUGUGGAGAAAAAGUAUGGUAAUAAACAGUUAAAAGUGUACACAAAAUGGUCAUUGUGUGCGUUCUCUUUGCCUCUGUGCAUAGGAGCCAACUUCUAGGGGCCGAGAUC